Diaporthe amygdali is the source of this 702-nucleotide messenger RNA. RefSeq names its product peptidyl-trna hydrolase pth2. The record is from RefSeq and is a predicted model, not a curated record. NCBI's taxonomy places the organism in Eukaryota, Fungi, Ascomycota, Sordariomycetes, Diaporthales, Diaporthaceae. Gene Ontology annotation, cellular component: cytosol; mitochondrion. Bases 1 to 702 code for a protein of 233 amino acids. Gene Ontology annotation, molecular function: peptidyl-tRNA hydrolase activity. The transcript is spliced from 2 exons.
AUGCCCGAAAACACCACCCUCGUGGUGAUAACCACAUCUGUCGUUGCCCUCCUGACCGGCUUUCUGCUGGGAAUUUACAGCAUCCAGGGCUACAUACUCACCCCGGAGUUUGCCAAGCAGGCGCGCGCCAACUACGAAGACCCCGUCGACAGCGACGAGACCGACAUCGACGAGGAUGAUACCCAUCUGGACCAUGCGCCCAAUUGGGCCAACGGCGAGGAGGCGGACCGGAAGCAAGGACUCCGACUCCUCGAGAAGGAUAAGAAGACCAACAGCAAGAAUUCAAAGCCAGAGCCCGUGUCGUCAGUCGAGGAUACCGGGGAGGAGUGCAAGCUGAUCCUGGUCGUCAGGACAGAUCUGGGCAUGACCAAGGGCAAGAUCGCGGCGCAGUGCGGCCACGCGACCCUCGCGUGCUUCAAGUCCAUCUCCAAGGCGGCGCGCGCCGCCGGGCCCGGCAGCCCCGCGGCCAGGCUGCUGCAGCGCUGGGAGCGCCACGGGCAGGCCAAGGUCGCCCUGCAGACCAAGAGCGCCGACGAGCUGCACGAGCUGCUGGCCAAGGCCCGCUCGCUCGGCAUCACCGCCGAGGUCAUCGCCGACGCCGGCCGCACCCAGAUCGACCCGGGCAGCCUGACCGUCCUCGGCGUCGGGCCCGCCCCCAAGAGCGCGGUGGACCAGGUCACGGGGCACCUGAAGCUGCUGUGA